Fundulus heteroclitus (mummichog) is the source of this 6144-nucleotide messenger RNA. RefSeq names its product retinoblastoma binding protein 6 (gene rbbp6). Gene Ontology annotation, biological process: protein ubiquitination; mRNA processing; ubiquitin-dependent protein catabolic process. Gene Ontology annotation, molecular function: ubiquitin protein ligase activity; nucleic acid binding; zinc ion binding. NCBI's taxonomy places the organism in Eukaryota, Metazoa, Chordata, Actinopteri, Cyprinodontiformes, Fundulidae. Gene Ontology annotation, cellular component: nucleus. The coding region runs from base 437 to 5470 and encodes 1677 amino acids. The transcript is spliced from 19 exons. The record is from RefSeq and is a predicted model, not a curated record.
UGCGUGCACUCUGCUGACGAGCCGUUGCUUGUGGAAACAGCUGGUUGUUUCUGUCAGCGAACUUCUUGCUCGGUCUCGGAAGCGAUUUAGCGCGAAUAAAAGUUAAAAUUAGACUUGAAACCGAGUGAGCGCGGUUCGGGUUGAGCCUCCGCAGCCGUUCCGGCCGAAACCGGGAGAUGUCAUCCUGUGAGACCCACUUUAAAUCCGGCAGUUAGGAGUCAAUUAACGACCUAGCUUGUUAGCGGCAGACCACCGACGCUGUUCUCCCCAAAAACUGCUGCCGCUAACUGCUGCUACCCCCCCUCCCCAUCACCUCAAGCAGAAAACAAGUAGAGUUUCUGUCGAAGGAGACCAGCUACCCAGCUGCUGAGCUUUCUAACAGUCCGGAAUCGGGCUUUUUUUUCUUGUUUUUAUUUUUAUUUUUUUUUUCCCCAGCAUGGCUCAUAUUCAUUAUAAGUUCUCCUCCAAACUCAGCUACGACACGGUGGUUUUUGACGGGCCGCACAUCUCGCUGGACGACCUGAAGAAGCAGAUCAUGGGCAGGGAGAAGCUCAGAGCCGGCGACUGCGACUUGCAGAUCACAAACGCGCAGACCAAAGAAGAGUUCACGGAAGAUUGUCACAUCCCCAAAGGCUCCUCUGUCAUAGUCAGGAGAAUCCCCAUCAUCGGAGGGAAGUCCAGGUCAAAUUCCAAGACCAACCACAAGGAAAGAUCAGAUGUCCAGAUUCCCAAUGCCUUUGGAUCCCACAGAACAAUCAAUGACUCCAGUUCAACUAGGGCGUUGUCAUUUUUCUCCAAGAUGCAGUUGGCAAACUUUGCUGAAGCUGAUGUCUCAGAAGAGGAUAAAAUCAGAGCUAUGAUGAGCCAGUCCAGCUGUGACAUGAUGAAGAUGAGCUCUAAGCUUGGCCCUGUCCUUCCAGAGAACUACGCCUGUUAUCGCUGUGGCAACACCGGACACCACAUCAGGAACUGUCCCGUGAGUGUGGAUAAAAAUUUUGAGGCUCCCCCAAGGAUAAAGAAGAGCACAGGAAUCCCUCGUUCCUUCAUGGUUGAAGUGGACGAUCCCAAUAUUAAAGGAGUCAUGCUGACCAGUUGUGGGCGUUAUGCGAUUCCUGCCAUAGAUGCUGAGGCGUACGCUGUUGGUAAGAAGGAGAAACCUCCUUUCCUUCCACAAGAGAAACCUAAAUGUGAAGAAAAGGAGGAGCCUAUACCCGAUGAACUCCUAUGCUUAAUAUGCCGUGACCUGCUGAGUGAUGCUGUGGUCAUCCCCUGUUGUGGAAACAGCUACUGUGAUGAUUGUAUUCGAACCACUUUGCUCGAGUCAGAGAACCAUGUGUGCCCUACUUGUGGCCAAUCAGAUGUCUCCCCUGAUACCUUGAUAGCCAAUAAAUUUCUCAGACAGGCUGUUAACAACUUUAAAAUAGAACAAGGCUGCAGCAAAAGCCAGAGGACGCCGUGCGUCACAGCCCAGUCUCAGAAUACAACUCCUAAAGCGAGCUCUGUCCCCACCGUGACCCCUUCCACCAUCGGGAACAAGAUCAAGAAACCUCUCCAGUCAUCCUGCACUGAGCAGGAGUCUCCCGUAAACAAGCCUAUAGCAGACAAAUCCCCACCGUUAUCACAAAGCACCGAUUGCCCUCCUACAACCCCAGAAGCUGCCCCUGUUGGGAACUCACCUGAGAACACUUCUCCCCAGCCUGAGCAAAGCCAUGCUGUGACAUCCAACAAUGAGGAAUCAGAAAAGACGGGGGAUGAUUUAGAAGCCAUUACACCAUCUGACCCGAUUUGUGACAAAGAUUCCACUGAUGCUCCAUCCCAGCUGACUCCACAGGUAAACUCUAUGGAGGCGACAGAACAGCUUCAGGCCGUCUGUGUGCAACAAACGCAAUUAUCUAUUGAUUCAACCACAAGACUCUCUGGAUCAUCAACCUCCAGGGACAGCACCUGCUCAAUGUCCACCUAUCCUGCUGGAAGCUUGACUGAAUCUUGCUUAGAGCAGUGUAGAACGUCCUCCUCUUCAUCAUCAUACUCUUCAUUACCAGCCACACCUUCGCCUCUCUUUCCCUCCCCUCCUUUUCACGCAUUUAUUCCAACCCAGCAGCCUCUCGGCACUUACCUCCCCGGAUACCCGCCGACCACACCCGCCUGGAAACUGCCGGUCCCACCUGGAGCCCCAAUCCCGUCCCUCUGCUCCUCCUCUUCCGCAUCCACCAUCCCUGUUUUAAUCCCCAAGGAGUGGUACAGGUUUCAGAGAAAGAAAAGAGAAAGAUCACCUCACAAACAGUCCUUCUGUCACUCUGUUUCAAAGUCCUCCAAAUCUAAAUCUUCCCGCUCCUACUCUGGAUCAUCCAGUCGCUCUGGAUCCCGCUCCCGCUCCAGAUCCAGACAUCGGUCUCCUUAUUCAUAUCACAAAGACUUCCAAGGCCACUCUAACCCCUCCAGGUCCUUCGGCUACAAACGUCCUCGCUCUCCCACCCCGUCCUCCUCCUCCUCACCUCUGAGUAGUUCUCACCGUCGAUCCAAGUCGUCUUCGGACCGCAGCCGGAAGAACCACCACCACAGCAAGAGGUCGGCUUUGAGCAGCCACAGCUCAAAGAAGCGAGGGGAGCGCUCAUCCAGGGACGCAAGAAAAGCCUCGGGUUCUAGCGGUUUAAUUGACAUAAGUGGCCUGGAGCUGGAGAGGCAGCACUACCUUCAGUGGAAGAAAGAGUACCAAGAAUGGUACGAUAAAUAUUUCAGCAGCUACAUCAGCCAGUUUCACCAGCUGCCUUUCCCUCCCCCUCCUCCUCCACCGUAUACUCAGGACUGUUUCUACCUAAAACAGGGGGGAGACUCUGUCAGGAAGGAAAAUGGCUCUCCUACAUCUGAGGAAUCAUCAUGCAGUCGCUCUCCUCCUUCUCAUUCCUCGAAUGACGAUCCCUCCCCAAUGUGUCAUCCCUCAAGUGACAGCUGUUCUUCCCCUAAAGCCAAUGGCGGCCAUUCUUCCCCCUCUCGUUCCCCAAAUGACGGACCCCCCACGCCAUUAGAAGUCCCGGUUCAGUCAAAGGAUAACACAGAGUGGGUCACCGAGAAAGAUGGCAGUCUACCAGACCCUCUAACAAAGAGCAGCGAGGAAGUAAAUCUGAUAGAAACGAUAACGGAUGACAAUCCACAAUUAAAGUUAGAAGACUGUAGACCCUUGAAACAUGAGCAAGAGAGUAAUCUAGAGAAGUCUCCAUCCGCUGAUUCUUCAGGCCCCAUAAACGUUCUCAGGCAGAGCUGCAAGAACGGCUCAGCAGCACAACACAAAGGAACCUCGAGUGAUUCCCUAAAAUCAGCCCAACCUCCUCUGAAACCAAAUCAACCCUUAGACAAAGAAAAAGAAAAACCCAAAGAGGACACAAACGUGGAAAGAGGGCAGGGGUUGAAAAAAGGCAGAGCUUCAGACUCUCGUCAAAGCAGGGAGAGAGAACCUAAAGUAAAACCCAGCAGAGAUUCAGGUAGGUUAGGCACAGAAGUACUUCAACACCCCGAAGGCAGAAAGACUCCUGACUCAAAAUCAGAGCGGAACAAGAGGAGAAAAACACAGGAUGAGGAGAGAAAAAACAAACAGAAGGAUAUUCCUAGCAAGACUAAAAGUAGCAAACGCCCCCAACCUAAAGCUCCACAACAGCCCAAAAGCCUUGAACGGGAGUCCCCGAAGCUGUCUGACAGAAAAACACAAAGAACUGAGAAGAAGAAGGAGUGCAAAGCAUCGCCUCUUACUAAAAAAGACAUUUGGGAAGGAGGGAUAAAGGUGAUUUCUCAGAAGAAGAUAAGCAUCAAUAUCAACUUGGAUGGGAAAAGGAAGGACGAGUGGAAGGAGCAGAGCUCUUCUAGUUCGGGGAUCUGUACUCUAGAAACAACCGAGCUGUCUGGUGUUACAGAGGAGAAGGUUGAGAAAGAAGAUACAAAUACAGAAGUGAACGGAGAAAAAGAAUCAAGCCCUGGACCGUUAUCGCAAGAGAAGCUAGUAUCUUUCUUACAAGAGAUAAGAGAGUCAGGGAACAAAGCUGCCCCCAAUGUUGACAAGGAAGACGUGUCUCUGAAAAUCCCUAGAAAGGAAGAAAAGGAGGGGAGGGCAAACAGGAGGGAGGAGGAGGACUUGGAUUUAUGGCACUGUGCACUUAAAGGACUGGAGGGCAGGCGGGCGAAAACGGGAGAGGAAGAGGCGGCAGAAAAGGAAAAGGAUGGCAGCAGAGACCACAAGAUGGUCCCAGCACAGGUAGACAAAGGCAAUGCAGGCAGAGAGCACCAAGGUGAAGCUCAGAAAGACGAUGGCGCACUGCGGUCGAGCUCACAGAGAAGCAAAAAGAAAAAACUCCAUGAUCGACAGGAUGACGCUUCAAAACGCAGCAGCUGUGGUACUGAAGGGAGCCAGGAGACUACAGCAGGGGGCAAACUACUGGAAGAAAAACCAAAGGGUCAAGCUAAAGUCCCGCAGAACGAACCUACACAGGCGAGUCUGCAGGUACCUCACUCGAAGUGGGAGAAAAAGGAAAAAGAGGGGACAAAAAAAGAAGUGAAAGCGACUCAGCCUAAGGCAUCAGAGACGAGGACCGACGCCGAGUCGGUGGGAGACAAUGAACAGAAGAGUCUCAGAUCAACGGAGACAGGGAGAGACGGGAACAGGGUGACCGUGGGAGGCAGAGACCAGGAGAAAGAGAGAGUCUCUGCUUCGUCGGGGUCAUGCUCUGGUGUGGCUCCCUCUUGUGGCAGCGAGAGGGACAAGGGGAAAAUGAAGGAGAAUGAAAGACGAAGAGGGAGCGAGAGGUCAACGCACGGAUUAAAGGAAGAGGAAACGAGGAGGGACUGGGAUCCCCCAGUGUUGAAGAGGAAUCUGUCCUCGUCUCACUCCUCUCAUUGGUCAGUUUCAAAUGUCACAGACAGGGGGGACCUGCUGAGAGAGACUCUCCAGAGUUCUUCUUGCCACAGUAGAAAAUCCUCCAAAUCUACCCAUGUGCCUGAUCAAAAUGCACCCAAAAGACACAGAGAGGCAUCUCUGGACUUUAAGAAUAAAGACAAAGAGCACGACUUUGACUACAAUUACCACCGUCCAGCUGGGGACUACAGUUAUAAAGACAGAGCUGCAGGAAGUGAACACUCCCGCCCCGUUUACAGCCACGGUAGGGACAGAGGCACGCACUCCUUUGAGCCGCCCGGUUUUACCGAUUGGGAAUUAGUGCAAAGCAAAAGCAGAAGUGAGGGCAGGGGACAGAAGGGAGAGAAGCUCGGAAAGGAGAAGAAACCUGUGGGAGAGGGCAACAGGGAGAGAGAAAAUGCCGAGGCGAUGGGCGGCCAAGGAGGUGGAGGCUGGAGGGAGGAAAAGGCCCAGAGACUGGAGGAGCGACGCAGAUCCAGCAGCAGCAGCGGCAGCAGCGUCCGUUCAUCGGCGAGCCGCAGGAGCAGCAGGGAUGAGCAGAAGGAAGGGAAAGAGGCACACUACUAUUAAGACGUUGCCAAGCCGGAGCCGCACAAAAGCGAUGGAAACAGUCUGCGAGCAGCAACGAUGAGGAAGAGCGAAGGACAGCCCCUGCUCUGUUACAUUUUCUUUACUGUGAGACAAAAAAUACUUGAAUGAUGUUUUCCUGACCAAAGUUAAUUAAUUCCAAUACAUUUUUUUUUUUUUUAUAUAACCGGGGUACUUUCUGCAUCACGUUAAGAUCUGUCACAUCUGACAUGCAUCAACCCAAAUGCUCGCAGACAAAAUGUGAAGGAAAGCACUUUAGACAUGAUGUGGAAAAAAAAGAUGCGUUUAAAAAUCAAAUGUCAAGACUCUUGACAUUACUUGGAUUACUUGGAUUUACGCAUGCUUGACACGCUGACAACCAGCAGCAGCUACGUUAUGUACGAACAGAACCUGUAGCGUUCCACCUGGAACGACAGGAAGUGGGGGGGGGGGUUAUAAUUUGCCUCACACGGGGGUGCCAGUAGACGACUGUCAGAAAGAAGUGGUGAAUGACUCAGAACACAUACUGUGAAUAUUUAUGAUUUCCACCCUCUGUGUGAUUUUUGUUUGUUUUUUAAUUUUAUAAAUGUUAAAGAUUGCUGCUGAAUUGAUAAAUAAUUUAGAAAAGAGAGGUCUACAGUUUUCUGUGUAGAGGAAAUAAAAGAACUAUACUUGCA